Molecule: messenger RNA, 2727 nt
Organism: Phanerochaete carnosa HHB-10118-sp
Lineage: Eukaryota; Fungi; Basidiomycota; Agaricomycetes; Polyporales; Phanerochaetaceae
Exons: 6
Coding region: 1-2727 (908 amino acids)
Source: RefSeq, a predicted model, not a curated record
AUGCUUCCAGAAGACCUCAGGCUGGGUGUCAACUGUGAAGCAUCUAGCCACGGCGUCAAGUCACCUCCAUCGCCAACACCUCAACAACAGCUCAGCCCUCGCAAGAAGCUGACGCUGUCAUCUCUGCCCAGCGGAAUGUGGUCGCAGAGACCAACAGCCAAACCUGAGCCCUUUGGGGCAAAGGAGAGGCAGGGAGAAAUCCCACGAGCAGCCUGGCUGCUCGAGACCCUCAACAGGCUAACGCUCGGGAAGGGAACUUUAAGCCAUCUGACUUGUCAGGCUAACCACAUGCUACAAGAACGAGCAGCACAGCCAUCUCCCGAGGGCAUGCACAUGGUUCCCCGACCUGUCACCCCGAACCAUGAGCCGCCCCCCACGUUCCUCUUCCAACUGGGCUUUACCAGUCAUCACAAUAAGACCAGGUUCGACAACAAGUCCAAACCAAGCACCCCCACCCACGUACAACACGCGAUCUCGGCCCAUAGCCACCCGGGAUCAAUGGCUCCCCUUGUUGAGGAGCUUGAAAGGCCGUCGGGCAUCUACAACCUAGGCGGUAGAGGCCAAGGCCCCACCACAACCUCCGUCAUCGAAUGGCCCAGGUCAGGAGACAAUGAACCCUGGUCCUGUAACGCUGACAUUCCAAUCGGGAGUGACUUCCGCAACUGGGACGACGCCAAAGUGAAGUUCCUACAGGCCAUCCAUACCCUUGUCUCUAUCAGGGACACAUUCUACAUUGGCAACUCCGACAACGCUAACUCCUCCUUUGCCGAUCUGGUGUGGGCCACAUUUUUCCACUUAAUGUCUGAGGAAGUCACCACCAUACCCAGCGACCUUGGCGACGACAAAUCAAUCUACCUGGGAGAAGCUAUGAACAACCUCACCAACUGCUCCCCAGUCACCAUAUUCACAAGAGUACUCAGUGAGCUUAACGCCACCUGGUACGACUCACUGUCCCACACCCAACGACGAUCUGCCAUCACAAUCCUCAUAUCCCCUGCCAUUGAAAAGCUAGCCAACAUGGUAGCUGUCAUGGACCUCUCCAAAUGUGUCGUGGCUUAUGAAGACGAGGAGCGAACACUUGUCAAAGCCAUAGACCGCGAUGUACGCAAUUUGGAGACCACCAUCACCAAGUCUCUGUCACAUGUUGACGUCCAACUAAAGCUCAUAGAGAACAAGCUAUCCCGCGUGUCUGCCCAGGCCUCCCGCCUGAGUAACCCACUUUCAAAUGCGGGGGAAACACAAGGAUGUUUUGGUCUUCCAGACAAAGGCCCCAAACGCGGGAAGGCCAAUGACGGCACCCCAAUGUCUCAAACAGCAGAAGCUCUACCCCCCAUGCCGUCCACCUUCACUAUGCAGGAUGUCUCUCAGUGCAUCCUGGUCGUUACUAUGGUGAUCAAAGCAGGAUAUGACAUCAGCUUCGAAGCCGCCAAGGUACUUGUCAAUAAAUUUGGCGACAUCUCGCAAUGUCAGGCCGAAUUCAUCCAAGCACACGGUAGGGCCUCCACUGGCCCUAUCCAAGCCUCGGUGGUCAACGCAGCGACCACCACGGCCAGUAACAUUGGAGCUCCAGUCCAGGCAACCCUCGACAGCGGGUUUUACACGCUCAAAACUGCUCGCAUUGCGGAGAAGUCCAACAGCGUCUCCAAGGCGCUGAACCAACAUAAGGAAGCAGCAAAGAUUGCUUCAGCCACCCACACACAACCCCCGAACGCACACCAGAAGAUUGUCCAGGCCUUUGUUGCUGCGCAGAUCAACAAAAUUGGGGGAACAUCUAACUCCGUCUUGUCCACCACCUAUCAGGGAUCUUUCCUCAACCUACUAUUCAUCGCCCGCCCUGAAGAAGCAAUGAUUACACAGCUCAGUGAGAUGAACAGUUGGUUUCUGAACCAAGGCUCUGAAGAGGUUUGCAACGCCACACUGUGGUCCAUUGUGGACUUUUACAAGCCCAUCACACGCAUGAACAUCUUCGGCAUCCCCAUGCUGGACGCCAAGGCCAAUGUCAAACUUAUAGUCGAGGAGGUCUACGCCACCCUUGUUACAGAGAACAAGUGGCUGCAAGGUCUGAUACUAGACCCAAUGUCGUUCCCCCACAUGUUGCUAUAUGCCCCGGUAGGGGACACCUGCACUGCCCAGGUAUCCAUCAUUGACGGAAACCCCUCCUACGUGGAAACGAACAAGAAGUACACUAUUGGUCACGCGCGACCGCAGACGUUUGUGCCCCUGUAUCUGAAGUGUCUCAAAUGGGGACAUGUUGGAGGGGCAUGUGGUAUGGGUGGGAAGUUCAACUCCACCGUUCUGUGUUACAAGUGCAGCCUUAUGCACUUCACGGAACAACAUCAAGCAUUCUGCCAACACAAGGAGUACAAGCAGACAAGGCUUGACAUCCUUAACCCAUGGGUGGAGAACUGCCUGCCGGGACAUGCUAAGUGCCGCAAUUGUAAAGCGUGGGGCCACUCGGCCACCUCCACAUUAUGCCCGUGCUGGAAGCUCUGCAUGCAACCAGAAAAACUCGAAGCCUUCUGGAAGAGAGAAGGAGUGGACGACGCUACUAUCCAGGCCCUCUCUGAGGGCUAUAACCUGGAGCGUGAGAAUUGCCUGGAGGCUAAAUGCUUGGGAGGACACACGGCAAAGGGCGAAGAUGCAUCUGAUCCUAUUAGCCAAAGUCAUGAGACCAAACCCCAACCAUCCACCGCAGUUGCAGACUACGAUGAGGACAUGUACUUGUAA